Messenger RNA from Drosophila montana, 579 nucleotides. RefSeq names its product wurmchen 2 (gene wrm2). The record is from RefSeq and is a predicted model, not a curated record. The transcript has a single exon. The coding region runs from base 1 to 174 and encodes 57 amino acids. NCBI's taxonomy places the organism in Eukaryota, Metazoa, Arthropoda, Insecta, Diptera, Drosophilidae.
AUGGCAUUAUACAUUCUAUAUCCAGCCGUUGCUGCUCUGGCGCUCUUUGUUAUAGGCGUCAUCAUUAUCAUGCUGCGCUAUGGGCCGCGUCUAUGCGGGCUACGUCAUCAUGCUCUGCCUGACAACCAUGACUUGCGGGAGAAAACCUACGAGCAUGAGAUUAGUUAUGCCUGAUACUUUGCGCCAUUUUCAUAAUUGUCUUUUAAUAUAUUAAUGCAGCACAUUACCUUUUUUUAUCCGUCCACUUAAACUAACCAUAUUUUUAAGUUGCUAUUUUGACCAUUACUAACUAUUAGCGGCUGGAGUUGCACAGUUUUUUAUACAUGCAGUACAAAGUGCCUACUACUUUUAGUAAAUAAUAUUUGUCAAUCAGCUUUUAUAUCAUUCCAUAUCGAAAAACAAAUGUAAUGUGCCUUCAACAUUGAAUCUCAUUGAUAAAUGUUUGCCGUCCAAGUGUCUUUUAGUACAGUAAGAUCGCUCCGUUAAAAACAUAUACACUUUUCGUAAUUUAUGUAAACAGAAUGUUAAUUAAAUUUGUAUACUGAAUGUUCAUUUAUGAAUGAAAAUAAUUUAAAACUA